This is a messenger RNA of Sus scrofa (pig), 1417 nucleotides long. Lineage: Eukaryota; Metazoa; Chordata; Mammalia; Artiodactyla; Suidae. The record is from RefSeq and is a predicted model, not a curated record.
AUGUUUGCUGAGGGCCAGGAAGGGGCCCCGGAGAGUGUGGGUGAGUCUGACGGAGUUCAGGACAAGGAGAAGGCCCGGCAGGAGAACUGGGAGCUCGGGCAGCCCGGGUGCCUUCUGAGCCCGGCACAGGCCUGGUCUGGGGUCUCUGUGCUUGUGGGCAGCGUGCAGCUGCCUUCUCCCACCCGGUGGGGGCUUCAGCACCUGCACGGCGGCCCCAAGGACGCGGCUCAGAAUCUUAACUGUCGCCUUCGAGGAGGAACUAAAGAUGAAAAGCCAGGUGGAGACACGAGUGGGGUCCCCUCUGGCGGCGCCUCCCGGGUCCUGCUCGGUUCCACAGGGAGAAAUGGAAAUCCAGGAAUUCGGUUCUGUGGCAGAAAUGCUUCAGCUGUACCCACGUUUUAUUCUUCCCUGAGCACCGCGAUCAUCAUUUUCAAGUCUGAAGUUUUCAACACAGACUCUAGAGUGGGUUUUACCUACCGGAUUGCAGGCUGCAGCCGCGAGUACCAGAAGGCGUUCGGCCGCCUCCGGAGCCCCGGCUGGCCGGCCGGCUACGCCAGCAACGUGGACUGCGCCGUCGUCCUCAGGGCCCCCCAAAACCACACCAUCUCCCUUUUCUUCCACGCCUUCGGCCUCGAGGACUCCGGCGGAUGCACGCGGGACUUCUUGGAGGUAAGAAAUGGAAGCGAGAGCACUUCGCCACUGCUUGGCAAGUACUGUGGGACUCUGCUGCCAAAUCCCAUUUUCUCUCAGAGUCGUGACCUGUACCUGCGGUUUAAGAGCGAUAGUGCAACUUCGGGUCGUGGCUAUGAAAUCAUCUGGACCUCAUCACCCUCUGGCUGUGGCGGGACUCUUUAUGGAGACAGCGGCUUGGUCACCAGCCCUGGCUAUCCCAGCACUUACCCCAACCACACUCACUGCGAAUGGGCCAUCAUUGCUCCUGGUGGAAGACCUGUCACUGUCAGCUUUUCCUUUAUCAACAUUGACGACCCCGGAGAGUGUGUCCAGAACUACCUCAUGCUCUAUGAUGGACCUGAUGCGAAUUCUCCAUCCUCUGGACCGUACUGUGGCGCAGACAUGGAUGUAGCUCCCUUCGCGGCCUCCUCCCAUCGGGUCUUCAUCAGGUUUCACGCCGAGGCGGCGGCCAGCUGUCCGCCUGGGGCUGCCCUGGUUCCUCCUUCAGGGGCCCGGCCCUCGGACCUCAGGCUGGACAGAAUUCUGCCGCCCUGAUCCCUGACCCCUAGCCUGUGCCACGGAGAAGACGCUGAACGUGUAUGCUGUUCAUCAAAGUUGGGGAAUCAGUGUUUGUAUGUACUUUUUGAACGUGGGAUGUAGCUUCUUUAGUCUCAUACUUUGAGCCAGAAUUGUCUAAAACCCCUUUAAGAGUUGGAAAUGAGUAUAGUCCAUGUGAUGUACAUUU